Messenger RNA from Closterium sp. Yama58-4, 837 nucleotides. NCBI's taxonomy places the organism in Eukaryota, Viridiplantae, Streptophyta, Zygnematophyceae, Desmidiales, Closteriaceae. The record is from the annotation of a GenBank genome assembly.
AUGGCCGCCCUGGAGAGCGAAGGCUGGCACGUCUCCGCGCACGCGCUGCUCGCGCUGCUCGCCGCGAAACCCCCCUCCGCGGACGGCGGCGCACCGGAUCCGCAAGCCUCCCCCGCGUCCGCCGCUUCCGCGCCGUCAGGCCAGCUUCUUGGCGCGGCGCAGAGCGCGCCGAUGUCGGCGCAGCAGGUGCGCGCGGCGGCCUUAGACCUGGACCUGCGGCGGUUCGGCGAGGCGUGCUUGCCGGACGACGUCAACCGCGCCGAGUACCGCCGCCGGCCGGGGAAGCUCUUCGUGCAGGUGGUGUCAGUCAGCCGUGAACGUGUGCGAGCCCUGGGCGGGGAGGACGCUGAGUCACCUUGCUCUGCACUCCCCGCGACCCUCCUGCUGCCCCGCCCCCGUCUCUCCCCUCUAGUGGUGUCAGCCGUGAACGUGUGCGAGCCCAGGGGCGGGGAGGACGCUGAGUCAGCCGCCGCCGCCGCUGACGAGGACGACCGCUGGGAUGACGACAGCAAUCCGCCCGCCCCCCCUGCUGCCCCUCUCCUGCUGCUUCCACUUCCGCUGUUGGUGUGGAUGGGGGAGGCGAGGUGCAGUAGGUGGCAGCGGGGGCCGAAGGCUGCUGCGCAUUCGGGUGACGGACGGCAAGAGGAAUGCGAGUGCUGUGGAGAUGCAUCCCUGCCCGCACGUGCCCGCUGCUCUUGCUCCGGCACCAAGUUGGACGGACGGCAAGAGAAUGCGAGUGCUGUGGAGAUGCAUCCCUGCCCACACGUGCCGGUCGCUCUUGCUCAAGGCACCAAGGUUACUUACUUUGGUCACCAAACGCUCCCUGCUUCACACUGA